This is a messenger RNA of Leptonychotes weddellii (Weddell seal), 1956 nucleotides long. The record is from RefSeq and is a predicted model, not a curated record. NCBI's taxonomy places the organism in Eukaryota, Metazoa, Chordata, Mammalia, Carnivora, Phocidae.
AAGCCGGUUGCCUUCUCCUUCGCUCUUGGCUUCGCGCAUGUGCAGUAGAGAGUGGCGCGAGCCAGCGGCUUUCGGCCGAAGAACAUGAUGCAAGGGGAGACAAAUCCUAGUGCUUCCCUCAUUGACAGAACCAUCAAGAUGAGAAAAGAAACAGAAGCUAAGAAAGUAGUUUUAGCCUGGGGACUCCUAAAUGUAUCCAUGGCUGGAAUGAUAUAUACUGAAAUGACUGGAAAAUUGAUUAGUUCAUAUUAUAAUGUGACAUACUGGCCCCUCUGGUAUAUUGAGCUUGCCCUUGCAUCCCUCUUCAGCCUAAACGCCUUAUUUGAUUUUUGGAGAUAUUUCAAAUACACUGUGGCACCAACAAGUCUGGUUGUUAGCCCUGGACAGCAAACACUUUUAGGGUUGAAAACAGCUGUUGUACAGACUACUCCUCCACAUGAUCUGGCAGCAACCCAGAUCCCUCCCUCUCCACCUUCUCCUUCAAUUCAGGGUCAGAGUGUGUUGAGUUAUAGCCCAUCUCGUUCACCCAGUACCAGCCCCAAGUUCACCACCAGCUGUAUAACUGGAUAUAGCCCUCAGCUGCAAGGUCUGUCAUCAGGGGGCAGCGGUUCCUAUAGCCCUGGAGUGACUUACUCUCCCGUCAGUGGUUAUAAUAAGCGCACACUGAUGCUCUUUAAAUUCAUCAUUGUAGGGAGUCCAGACUCUACCUCGCCUUCCACCAGUCCUACUUUCUGGAACUACAAUCGUUCUAUGGGAGAUUAUGCACAAACUUUAAAGAAGUUUCAGUAUCAACUUGCCUGUAGGUCUCAGGCCCCCUGUGCUAACAAAGAUGAAGCUGAUCUCAGUUCUAAACAAGCUGCAGAGGAGGUUUGGGCAAGAGUGACUAUGAAUAGACAACUUCUUGAUCAUAUGGAUUCAUGGACAGCUAAGUUCAGAAAUUGGAUCAAUGAGACAAUAUUAGUGCCAUUGGUACAAGAGAUCGAGUCUGUGAGCACACAGAUGAGACGAAUGGGCUGUCCUGAGCUUCAGAUAGGAGAGGCUAGUAUUACUAGCUUGAAACAAGCUGCGCUGGUCAAAGCUCCUCUCAUUCCAACUUUGAAUACAAUUGUGCAGUAUCUAGACCUUACACCAAAUCAGGAAUACUUGUUUGAAAGGAUCAAAGAACUUUCUCAGGGAGGCUGUAUGAGUUCAUUUCGAUGGAAUAGAGGUGGAGACUUCAAAGGACGCAAGUGGGAUACAGACCUGCCCACUGAUUCUGCUAUCAUCAUGCAUGUAUUUUGCACCUACCUCGAUUCCAGAUUACCUCCACAUCCUAAGUACCCUGACGGAAAAACAUUUACUUCUCAGCACUUUGUUCAGACACCAAAUAAACCAGAUGUGACAAAUGAGAAUGUUUUUUGCAUUUAUCAGAGUGCUAUCAACCCUCCCCAUUAUGAGCUAAUCUACCAGCGUCAUGUCUACAAUCUUCCAAAGGGCCGAAAUAAUAUGUUUCAUACAUUGUUAAUGUUCCUCUACAUCAUAAAGACUAAAGAGUCAGGAAUGCUUGGGAGAGUUAAUCUUGGUCUGUCCGGUGUGAAUAUUUUGUGGAUUUUUGGCGAGUAGUGGAUCAUUUAAUUCCAAACAUUUGGACUUUUCUUUGGUUGAACCGGAAGUUGAAUCUAAGCAUCUCUGAGUCACUGCCUCUUUUGAAAUAAGAUACAUAUGUGUGUUACAGACUCUUUAGAUUUAAUGAAAAAUCAGCUAUUAUGAAACUUACUUGUAAAAGUAUGUCCUAAAUCUUCUACACCAAGAGACAUUACUUUUACUUUUUUAUUACCUUUCAGAUUUUUCAGUUGCCUAUAAAACUGCAACCCUUCAGAUAUUUGUUGACCCAAAGCAGUGCAAUUUCCCCUUCAUUAAGCAAUUUGAGUCCUUUUUCAUUGUAACCUACAAAUGAGAAUCAUGCAUCUAAUUUUU